Scutellospora calospora is the source of this 858-nucleotide messenger RNA. NCBI's taxonomy places the organism in Eukaryota, Fungi, Glomeromycota, Glomeromycetes, Diversisporales, Gigasporaceae. The record is from the annotation of a GenBank genome assembly.
UUAUUCAGGCCGCAAGAUAUUAGUGCAAAUACACCAUGUACACUUAUUCAUGAUGUACUACCAAGGGAAUUGGCAAAUUAUUUAUUAAAAGCUAUGCUUAAAGAAUCUGAGACAUGGCAUCGAAAUCAAUGGUGGUUAUUCGAGCGAAUGGUUACCUCUCCACAUACAUCAUCUUUUUACAUUUCUAACGAAGUCAAGAACAUUUACGAUGGAGAUGUUUAUUACAACGGUAAAAAGACUGUGAAUGCGCGGCGAUUUUUACCAGAAAUGGAAGAAGCAAGGGAGAUCAUAAAGAACAUUGUUAACGAAAAACGCAAGAACAGGGCAAAUUGCUACGCGAAUUCAAAAGAAAGUGUUGGUUGGCACAGCGAUCAAUUGACACAUCUUGGACCACGUCCUAUAAUUGGUUCGCUAUCGCUUGGCACCACGCGCCAAUUUCGUCUUCGUCGAAUUGAUGAAAAACCGUCCAGAAUCAUAUCCAUCCCUCUUCCUCAUAAUUCACUUCUUAUAAUGUGGCCGCCAUGUCAAGAACUCUGGAAACAUGAAGUAUGCUCACAAAAUAUUCUUGAUAAUAUCCAUCCAAUCGCAGGUCCGAAGAGGAUAAACAUCACUUUCAGACAAUUCAGAGAUGAAUAUACUGCCGAAUGGACUCCAAAUUGUUCAUGUGGAAUUCUAUGUGUUUUAAAACCAGUUAUGCGAAGUUCAAAUAUUGGCCGAUAUUUUUAUAUGUGUUAUGCUGCAAGGGUUAAUGAAGGUCAAAAGUGUGAAUUUUUCGAGUGGUUGGAUAUUUCCAAACGACAAAUUGAUUACAAAAAGAAAUACGAUUCUUUCAACUCUAUCAGAUCGGGAGAUAUAUAA